UCGGUCGAGAAACAUCCCGACCCCUCUUCUCCAAACUCGGCGGCACCCCGCCCAUGGCUAAAAUCCCCUCUUCCUCCUCUGCUUCCCUCCAAACCGAACCCAGAAUUUAGCACCAGGAAUAAUCCGGAGAAGCGAACCCGACCGCGAAUCUUGCACCAGGAGGCUCGCCGCGGAAGAGCGAAACCCGGGCCGAAGCAGUUGCGCGAUGGGAAUCCCCGUCCGAACCCUCCUCGUCGCCUCGCUCGUCCUCAGCUCGAUCGCCCUGGAUGUCGCCGCCAAAACCUUAGAUCCCUACAAGGUUCUUGGGGUUGACAAGAAUGCCAGCCAACGGGAUAUUAAGAAAGCCUUUCACAAGCUUUCAUUAAAAUAUCACCCUGACAAGAACAAAGACAAGGGUGCUCAGCAGAAAUUUGAAGAGAUAAAUAAUGCGCAUGAGAUUCUGUCAGAUGAAGAGAAGAGGAAAAACUAUGAUCUCUACGGUGAUGAGAAAGGUAACCCAGGGAUUGGUGGUGGACAUUUUGGGAACCAUGAGGGUUUCACUGGUGGUGGUCCCAAGACUACCUAUUUCAAAUCCGGCGAUGGAUGGCAGACAAUGGGUGGUCCCGGAAAUGGCAAAACAUUUUCCUUCUCAUUUGGUGGCAACCCUGGGUCUGACGGUGGAAAUCCGUUUGGCUUUGAUUUUGGUGAUGUUUUUUCCAACAUGUUUGGUGGUGGUGGAUCAAUGGGAGGUAACCAGCAUGGUGGAUUUGCUGGUUCUGCUGGACCCGGUGCAAGAACUUCCAGCCAGCAUACAAACCCUGUCACCAUUAAGGAGGUCACAAUGCAAAGUUUCAACAAAGAAAUUGCUGACCAAGGAAUUAGUUGGAUUUUGUUAUUCUAUACACAACAAGCAAAAGGUCAAUUUGUGCUAGAAAGUGUCCUGGAGGAUGUGGCUCGUUCACUGGAUGGUGCAGUAAGGGCUGGUAAGAUAAAUUGUGAGAAAGAAAAAGCUCUUUGCAAAAAAGCUGGUGUCUCAGUAGGAAAAUCGGCUCGUCUCUUCAUUUAUUCGUACAGCACUACAGAGAAAGGGUCUUUGCAUGAGUACUCUGGAGAAAAUGAUGCUAAGAGCCUGAAGACAUUCUGUCAGGAACACCUGCCGAGAUUCUCCAGAAGGGUAGACAUUAGCCAAUUUAGUUUCCCUUCACAUGCCUUACCAAACCUCCCUCAAGUACUCUUACUGUCAACAAAGAAGGACACGCCAGCAAUGUGGCGUGCUGUCAGUGGGAUGUUCCGCAAUCGCUUAAUUUUCUAUGAUGCAGAGGUUCAGGAUGUUUCUCUUCCACUGCUCAAACGGCUCGGUGUGAAAAAUGUUCCAGCACUUAUUGGCCGGAACAUUAAUGGUGAGGAGCAACUUCUGAAGGAUGGUAUUUCAGUGAAAGAUCUCCGAUCUGGUAUCAAAGAAUUGAAGACUCUGCUCGAAAGUUUCGAGAAGAAGAAUAAGAAGCUAGCAUCAAACCAAGCAAAGAAACCUGAACCGACGGAAAACAAAAUCCCUCUCCUCACAGCUUCUAAUUUCCAGGAAACCUGUGGAGAGAAGGCUUCAGUAUGUAUCAUUGGUGUUUUCAAGUCAAACAAAGCAAAAGAAAAGCUGGAGACCGUCCUGUCCGAGGUAUCCCAUAAGACUCUGAUCCGUGGGCAGAGGUAUAACUCUGGAAACGCAAUUGCAUAUGCCUUGUUGGAUGGGAACAGACAAUCUGCGUUCCUGUCCUCGUUUGACAAGUCUGGAUACCAGUCGUCUGACAAUCUUCUGCUUGCCUACAAGCCUCGUCGCGGGAAGUUUGCCGUGCAUAAUGGUGAUUUAACGAUGGAAGAAGCUGAAAGAUUUGUGGCUUCCGUCCUGAAUGGAGACGUCCAUUUGUCAGCAACCAGACAGAAGCCAGUUCUUAGGUAGAAAAGCUAAGGGUCGCGGCUCUAAGCAUUGUUUUUUUUUUUGGAAAUAGUUGCAAGUGAUUUAGGUGUUAAGUGUUAACUAGAAUGUAGUGUGAUCUGAGAGUCUUGUACAUAGCUGAAUCAAGAGAGUAAAAUGUAGAUUGACGCACUGGAUUGGAGUACAUGUAUGUAGUAGGGAUAAGCAUGUUUGGGCUAUUACACCCUCGUAGUUCAAUUUGA
Molecule: messenger RNA, 2148 nt
Organism: Lolium rigidum
Lineage: Eukaryota; Viridiplantae; Streptophyta; Magnoliopsida; Poales; Poaceae
Product: dnaJ protein ERDJ3A-like
Exons: 7
Coding region: 206-1930 (574 amino acids)
Source: RefSeq, a predicted model, not a curated record